GUGGUUGGCACAUGCGCACAGGUUACUAGUCAGUCUCAGGGCAGCUGCCUGGAAGUGGUUGCCGUGGUAAUCAUCAUGGGGGGCAGUGAGAGCACCGGGAGGAAGGUGUCCUUCGGGAUGGAUGAGGAGGAAAGGGUGCGAGUGCUGCGAGGAGUCAGGCUCUCUGAUGAAGUCGUUAAUAGGAUGAAAGAUUCCGACUUGCCUUCCAAAGACCAAAGUACAUCGGCGGCCUCGGGGACGGCUUCAGCUCCUGCAGCCUUCCCUUCCAAAGCUGGGCCAUCAGCAAGCCAUCCAGCAAGCACAUCUACUGGUGGUGCUCACAAGCCAACGGCAGCAGGUGUAGGCCAACAGUAUGCAGAGGAGGAUCUCUACAGAAGGUAUGAGCGAGAACAGGCCAUCAUCCAGGAAGAGCUAGCUCGUCUUGCAAAGAGAGAGAGGGAGUCAGCCCAUGAGAAGCUCAGCGCCUCCAUCCUGCGGGAGAAGAACUCCACCAAUCAGGAGCGCAGAAAGGCUGAACACUUGUGCGCAUGUGUGGGAUCACAAAGAAAGAAGCCAGGAGGAAGAGGAUCACUUGCUUGCAGGUAUCCCGAGCCAGUGCAGUUUCCUGCUGACAGGGGAUAUCAGGCCAAGGAACUUGAGCAGAAAGAAGCCGAGCUGCAACGCUUAAACACUUUCUACAGGGAGCAGCUGUCCAGCAUUGAGAAGAAGAACUUGGAGAUUUACAGACUGACAGCAGAGCAGUAUCACACGGCAGCCACAAACGCAGAGCUGCGCGUAAGGCAGAGAAGCUACGACCCAGUAUGUAUGAAUCUGCAAGCUGAUAUCCUGAAAUGUUACUCUGAAAAUAAACAGGAGCGGCUGAACUGCAGCAAUCUGGCCAAGGAGUAUCGAAAGUGUGUGAGCGCGGCACAAAAGAACCUGCUGUUUAAUCACGGAUAAUUCCUCGGGAAAUGGCGGAGAGAGCAGAGGAGGACUGACCGUAUCACCGCUUAUACUUUAUAGCAAAUGCAGCAAAGCAGCAAAGCAAAACCGCCACUUAUUCCUUAUACAUAAUAUUAACUGGAAUGUAUGUGUGAGUACAUGAUUAAAGGGGAAGUUCACCUUAGAAUGAACUAUUAGUAAGGAUGUAGGCAUUGGUAUUCCAACUGGUCCUUCAUUUUAUGGUGUUUAAAUGAUUGACAUAUUUUUGGUUGAUCAGUUUGGCCCCAACACGAGGGUGAAGGAGAGAAGAUGAGAUUUUUCUGCACCAGGGAACAUAUUACUAUGGGUGCCACUCGCUGUAGGGUCAGAGCUAUAGAGGUGACUUUGGGUUGAGGUGCCCUGCUUGUUCACAUUGGGUGAUAAACUCAAUAUAUUACUAAAUUCAUGAAUUUAAAAUUUUAGGUUAGGACCUUAGCAGUGGCGCGAAUAGAUAUAGAAAUCCCUCCUCCCCAGCCGCUCUCCUACCUAAGAGUGGGCGGGUAGCUAGGGACGCGAUUGGACAGGAGGCAAGGGGGUGGGUCCAGGUAGGGUUGGCACACGUAGUUACCCAGCUGGACCUUAGCAACCAAGGAAGUAUCUGGGGUUUAUGGAAUGGUAUGGAACUGAUGGGAACUGGCACUCACUGAGAUUAACCUGAAAUUUUCCUAAAUAUAGAACUAUCAUUAGGGUGAAGACACACUGGGCUACUAGGAGCAGCUACUUUUUCACUGCUACUAAACCCCAGAAAAUACCCUGCCAUAGACAACACUGAGAAUUGCCUCUGCUAAAACACACGUAGAGACAAUUAUCAGUAAAUGAUCAGCACUGUCUAUUUUAGUAGCCGUGACAAGUAGCUGCUACUAGUAGCUCUGUGUGUCUUCAGCCUUGGGUGCUGCCUUUGAACAUUCCCAGCCAGUAAGUGUACAUUCGGCCCCUCCUCCAGUCUAACAAGACCGCACAUAUCGGCUGUAUCUCUGCCCCCCUUCCUGGAAGGUCACAUGUCUUGUUGUUAUUAGAGAUGUCUGCUAAGAAAUUGUGUAAGAAAUAAAAAUGUUGCUUGGUGAAACUGCCCGG
Messenger RNA from Xenopus tropicalis (tropical clawed frog), 2034 nucleotides. RefSeq names its product coiled-coil-helix-coiled-coil-helix domain containing 6 (gene chchd6). NCBI's taxonomy places the organism in Eukaryota, Metazoa, Chordata, Amphibia, Anura, Pipidae. The transcript has 9 exons. The record is from RefSeq and is a predicted model, not a curated record. Gene Ontology annotation, cellular component: MICOS complex; mitochondrion; mitochondrial inner membrane. Bases 76 to 939 code for a protein of 287 amino acids.